AUGGCGGAAGGGAGUCUUGAACCACGGGCCAGCACGGUACAUACGCAGUGGUUCUUCAACGAGGUUGGUUGUCAUCGGGAAAUGCCAAAGUCAGAACCGCGGGCGGGCAUCCGCGCAAGCACCCGGCAGACCGACAGUCGCAGUACCGCUUCCGACCCACGAUCUAUCCAAAGACCGGAGCCCGUAAUGCGUUCUUCACAGCAGCCUCUGCAAUCCCAUCGACGCCCAUCCACGGUAAGCCUUCACGUACGGUUACUGGUCCCGGAUCGUUCCGCUGACUCCACGGAACCACCAGCUGCCACAGUAUCUGGUUCUGGUUCUCGAGACCCUCCUUCUGCCCCAUCGCCAGAGAAUCAAGAAGCAUGUUUGGCUACGGUCGAAGCACUGGAGCGGGAGAUUGAAGCGUUGCAGAAAGACAAAGAGACCCUGUCGCAGCGCCUUGGAAGCGUCGAAAGAAAGAACAAGGAAUUGUUGAAGGAACAGCAUCGGUGGAGGCAACAGCUGUCUGAGCGGCGCGCGACUCAACAGCUGAUGCACGAAAUCCAGCAUACCGUUGCAGGUUGGCACCAGCGGCUUUGCAGCCCGGCUGGUUUACCAGAAGAGGAGGAUCCUGCUGCCAUGACGGCUGCUCUGCCGGCAAUGACGACGAUGCCAGAUAUAUGGACAACUCAAGGGGACGGAGGGGGUGUAUUUGACAACAAUCAUGGCAUUGCACCCGGCCCCGGUGACUUUACGCAGCUUCUUCAAUUCUAGUUUCUCUACCGUAGUAAUUGAUAUCCUAUC
Messenger RNA from Aspergillus welwitschiae, 783 nucleotides. Its product is annotated as cell division protein ZapB. Lineage: Eukaryota; Fungi; Ascomycota; Eurotiomycetes; Eurotiales; Aspergillaceae. The transcript is spliced from 3 exons. The coding region runs from base 1 to 753 and encodes 250 amino acids. The record is from RefSeq and is a predicted model, not a curated record.